GCUGCCUUCCAAAGAGACUGCAUGAAGCUUUGGUAGGACAGCUAGACACAAGCCACAACAGUGCAUAUGCAAUGCUUCUGUAAUGAACACUGGCUUCUGGGGAAGUGUGAGGUAGGAGUGAGCUGGUGCUCCUGGGGAAAGGCAGGGUGGGGAGCAGAGUAGGAGGAGGGGACAGCGUGGGCAUCGCUGCUGGCUACAGUUAAAUCCCCAGGCAGGUGGCCUGAUACAAUUCCAGUCCUGAGAGGCAAGGGGGCUAGGAGACAAUGGCUGGGCCCUGGAGGGCCCUGCAGCUCCUGCUGGCCAUUCUGGUAGUGCUGGUGGCUUUCAGUGACCAAUUCAGGAAGAGGACCUUCAUCAAGGUGAGUGAGGAGACGGCGGUGCACCAGUUCGUGCCUGAGACCCUGUAUUUCCUCAAUGACCAGUACAACCGGGACAGCGAUGACAUACACAGCUUCCGGAUAUUUCGGGUGCUCCAGGUACAGAGUCAGGUGACCGACCACCUGGAAUAUCACAUCCUUGUGGAGAUGUGGAGAACCAAGUGCCUGAAGCCAAAGUUCAGCAGCUGUGCCCCUCAGGAGGGGGCCCAGUACAAGGAAAUCAAUUGCUACUUCUCCGUGUCUGUGAACCCCUGGGCUGAAAAGUACAAGAUCUUGAAGAAGCAUUGUGAGGACAGCACUUUCCCUGCGGCUGCUUCCUGGGCGGAUCCCCAAACGCCCAGUGCACAGUAAAGGCUACCGACCUCUCUCCCGAUGAUCUUCUUGCUGUGGUUCCACUCUUUUGCUUUUUUCUCCAUUCUCCAGCUUAUAAUACUACAAUGUGGGUGUCUGCUGGGCUAGCAUAGUUUGGGGAUCCAAAUGAGUCUUUGGAGUUCAAAGUAAGAUGGAGAAGAAUAGGGAAGGGCUCAAGCCAGCAGACUCAAGAGAAUUCACAGGGGAGUCUCUCAGGAGCUUGUGAGGAGAGACCCCACUCUUCAGUCCAAGUGGAAAACAACACGGGGGGAGGGAGGGAGAGAGAAGAAAAAAAAGAAA
Messenger RNA from Fukomys damarensis (Damara mole-rat), 1028 nucleotides. RefSeq names its product cystatin 11 (gene Cst11). Gene Ontology annotation, molecular function: cysteine-type endopeptidase inhibitor activity. Bases 264 to 728 code for a protein of 154 amino acids. The transcript has 3 exons. The record is from RefSeq and is a predicted model, not a curated record. Lineage: Eukaryota; Metazoa; Chordata; Mammalia; Rodentia; Bathyergidae. Gene Ontology annotation, biological process: defense response to Gram-negative bacterium. Gene Ontology annotation, cellular component: sperm flagellum; cytoplasm; sperm head.